UCCACCAGUGUUGAAGGAAGGUUAGAAAUGCUGAGGGCGCUGGUUGUGAUGGUGGUGGUGUUGGUGGCGAUGGUGGUGGAGGGAGGGACGGCUGAUCACGUGACUCCCUCCAAACACUCUAAGCUCAGGAUCAGAAGGGAUUACGGCAUGACCAAUGAUCCCGUGAUGAACGACCCCCAGCCAGCAGACGACAGCGGCUUCUACUACUACUACUACCCGGUAGAGGACGACAUCAAGGGCAAAGAGAAGUACAAGGACGACCUCUAUUAUAAGGACGACAAGGACUACAAGUGUUCAGCAGAGAAGCUGCUGGCGCCUCUAAUCAUCAUCAGCAUCUUUCUGGGCAUCAUCGCCUUCAGCAGCGUGGGUCUCGUGCCUUCCUUCAAUCUCCCUCCUAUUAAUAUCCCGGAACUGGAGAUCAACAGAGGUAGUAGAAGUUUGGUGUCCUCGGCCGCUGAGUUCCUUCCGUGGGGGACUUUGAAUAACAUGACGGAGGCGGUGCUGGCAGCUGUGGAGGGCGAGGAGUGUCGACCGUGGCUGGUGUGUGAGUCAGGGCGGCUGGCAGAGGGACGCACCACGGCUCUCAGCCUGAUGGAGCUCCUAGCACCGAGGAAAUACCAGCAAGAAGUAAGGAUUUUCAAGGACUCGGCGCUACUGAGGACCAGCUGUGACAAGUACAAGUGUAGCUCGUUCAAGAAGCCAGCGUGUGUCCUGCUGCAGGCGAUGGGUGGCAGGUGCUAACUUCUCCCGGCAAGGCGAUAUUAGCUCUCUAAAUACUGGUAGUCGGAGUGUGAGUGUGUGUGUGUGUGUGUGUGUGUGUGUGUGUGUGUGUGUGUGUGUGUGUGUGUGUGUGUGUGUGUGUGUGUGUGUGAAAAGAU
Messenger RNA from Portunus trituberculatus (swimming crab), 878 nucleotides. RefSeq lists its product as uncharacterized. The transcript is spliced from 6 exons. The record is from RefSeq and is a predicted model, not a curated record. NCBI's taxonomy places the organism in Eukaryota, Metazoa, Arthropoda, Malacostraca, Decapoda, Portunidae. The coding region runs from base 28 to 741 and encodes 237 amino acids.